AUCAAUGAUAAAACCAAACUUUUCAACACAUAAGUCUUAAAACAUUUCAAAUAUUUAAGUCUAAAAACAACUACAAACAUAAAAAUCCAUCAUUUGGAGCUUGCAAUUAUAGUAUUUUGGUUUUUCGGUCGGAAAUUCGGUUCGGUUGAAAGAGCCCUGAUUUCCGAACUAUCCAUAUUUUCCUUCCGAAUUUCGAACCCGAAUAGCAUUAAUUCGGUUUUGGUUCGGUUUAAUUUGGUUUCGGUUCGGGUUUACCGAACCGUUUGCCCACCCUAGCUAAAUGUCUAACCCAAGUAGUAGUACCAUCCCAAAAAUAUUUUUUUGCUACAUAUGGUUACAUCAUAUGGGAAAAAAGGAAGAAAAAAAAAUUACUCUAAAUAUAAUUUCCUAGACAGAACAGGAAAAAAGAGUUCCAGUUGUAAACGAAGUCUUUUUCUUCCUCUAUAUUCCUAUUAAAUUCCGAAACUCGGGAUUAUUAAUACGUACUCGUUAAGAAGGCGAAAUCCUUGCUGCCGCGACUACACGACACACUCUCUCGAGUCUCGGCACUACCUGUGUACGUUCGUACCAUUGACACCGAUGGCGGCGGCGGCGGCGGCGGCGACGGAAGCUGGGAUAUUCGAGCCACCGACGGCGGCUCUAUACGUCGGCGACGUCGAGGCACAAGUCACGGAAGCGCAGCUCAUCGACAUAUUUUCAGGCUUCCAUGGCUACCUUUCGGCUUCUCUGGUCCGUAAUAGCAGCUCUCUCACCAACAAUGGAGGUCCUCGCUGCUAUGCCUACGUCAAUUUCUCUACUCUUGAACAAGCAAGGCAGGCCAUGGAAGCAACUAAUCACAGAGUUGUCAAUGGAAAAGCAAUUAGAGUGAUGGAGGCCCAAUCCAACGCCGAAACACGAACCAGUGGGAUUGGCAACAUUUUUGUCAAGAAUCUACACGAUUCCAUUGACAAUGCAAAGCUGGAGGAAAUAUUCUCCAAGUACGGGAGGAUCCUGUCCUGCAAAGUGACAGUCUCUGAAGAUGGCAACAGCAAAGGCUAUGGCUUUGUUCAAUUCGAGUCCCCAGAAUCUGCCUCCCUUGCAAUUGAAUCCGCCGAUGGCUCCAUCGUUGAAGGCAAAAAAUUAUCCGUUAGUAAGUUCAUGAGAAAGGAAGAGCGAUUCAAUCCGGAGAAUCCCGAAGAGUACCGAAAUCUCUACUUCAAGAACUUGGACGACAAUGUGAGCGAAGAGAUGUUGAGAGAGAGAUUCUCGGAAUUUGGAGAGAUCACAAGUCUCCUCGUCUCCAAAGACGAGGAUGGCAGAUCCAAAGGGUUUGGCUUUGUCAAUUUUAAAGAAACAGCCGCGGCACAACAAGCGCAACGGUCCAUGAACAUGAUCCAACUUGGUUCCAAGGUGUUGUACGUAGCAAGGGCUCAAAAGAAGAGUGAACGACAACAAUCACUGCGGCAGCAAUCUGAGCAGCGAAGUGAGUGGUUGCAAAAAUACAAGAACUGCAACUUGUACGUGAAGAACAUCAACGACGAUGUGGACGAUGCCCAACUGCGCGACCACUUCAGCAAAAUCGGCAGUGUCGUCGCAACCAGAAUCAUGAGAACAGAGAACGGCGUAAGCAAAGGCUUUGGGUUCGUCUGUCUGUCCACUGUCGAUGAAGCCGCCAAAUCUGUCACCCUUCUCAACGGAAGUCUGUUCCAUGGGAAGCCUCUGUAUGUCGCCAUAGCCCAAACCAAAGAAGAAAGGAGACGGUUCCUUGAAGCCGUCCACGCCAAAAGAAACGCUGCAGCAGCUCCCCUGUUUCCCAUUCCACCGUUCGCCUUUCCUCCUUUCCUCCCGCCGCCGCCGCCGUUUCUCCAUCAACCACCGUUCCCAUUCCCUCCCAUGCCGGGUUUUGCCUUCCCACCGCCUCUGCUACCAAAUCACAUUGCGAACUGCAUGGGCCGUCCUCCAUUGCCAUUCCGUCGACAAGGCCGCUUCAAUAACGCUGGUGCGAUGUUCCGGAGACCGGGUUUUGCACCGAUGGCUGCAAACCGGGUGCUACCACCACCACCGCAACAGGAAAAGCCAGAUGAAAAGAGCAGGAGGGACUCUAAUCAGAGCGAAGAAGAAGAUUGGAGCAGCCAUCUUGCUGCUGCAUCGCCACAACGACGAGAAGAAAUGAUUUGGGAUCGUCUCUUACCCUUGGUUCAGAAGCUCAAGGGUGAACUAGCGCCUCGAAUUACUCGGAUUCUGAUGGAGUUGGACCAUGCAGAGCAGCUCGUGCUGCUCGAAUCCGCCGAAUCGCUGGCUGCUAAAGUCGAGGAAGCAGAGAACACUAUCAACCAGACAAGCAACAACUAGCUAGUAACUGUUGCAGUUUUGAAGCUUUGCAAGAGCAUUAGACAUUCAAUAGUCGUCGGCUUAACUAGAUGCUGCUCUGCUGUUUUGGACCUUUACAAGCAUUGCAUAAUAGAUGGGAUAAUAUCAAUAUAUCUAUAAAGAUAUUAGGAUCCC
Molecule: messenger RNA, 2484 nt
Organism: Linum trigynum
Lineage: Eukaryota; Viridiplantae; Streptophyta; Magnoliopsida; Malpighiales; Linaceae
Source: the annotation of a GenBank genome assembly